Molecule: messenger RNA, 4339 nt
Organism: Fusarium odoratissimum NRRL 54006
Lineage: Eukaryota; Fungi; Ascomycota; Sordariomycetes; Hypocreales; Nectriaceae
Exons: 4
Coding region: 947-2893 (648 amino acids)
Molecular function (GO): protein binding
Source: RefSeq, a predicted model, not a curated record
CUUGCACGAAGCUGUCUGUCAUACGCGAGUCAGCCAGUCUAAGGUAGUUUGGUACUGGUGUCAUGAUACGGAAUGCAUUCAGUAAGUAUUAUAGCUGCAAGGCUGAUGACGGCAUGGACAAGCUUAUGAAAGUCGGUGUUCGAUGGCUUUACAUGUCACCAGUUGACAGUUCCACUUCUUCAAACAAGGACAUAGUAUACUCAUAGACAGGAAAUACUUCUCUGUUGUUGUUGUUGUUGUUGUCGUCGUUUUCUUCAUUGACCUUUCUCCAUUGCCAGUAACCGCAUUCUAAUACUGAGUGGUGACGGGCAGUGAUAUAAUUCAUGAUGUUUCAUGGCCUGUGCGUAUUCUCCAUCAGAGACACCGAGAAAUAGCUUCAUCUAAGCAGAACCCUGGAUUGAGAUGUUUUUCAUAGUUACACGACUCCCACUACUAACCGGUAGUAAAUAAUGAUAGUCUGGUGUAUCAAGGCUAUUCAAAUAUAUUCAAGUCAAUUAAAAAAAAACAAUUUACCCAACACUGAAUUGAGCUAUACCUGAUCUUGGUUGACCAUUGAGCUUGGGUCGGUCCUGAAAUUAUCCCGUAGACCCUCGCCCAUUAAAUCAGAUCAAGCCAGACGUCAUUCGUGCAUGCAACCUUCAUAACCCACAUCAGUAAUCGCCCGACUCGGCCAACGACAUUUCUUCUAUUACGCUCCCAUAACCGUCAUUUCACAUCGGAAAACAAAUAAACAGCUCGAUAAUCUCACACUCCCCAUCAUCCGCAAUCUGCCUGUCGCAUUAUUCGCCACAACCGUGCCGCUCGCGUUGCGCCCACUAGCCGCCGGGGAAUUCGAGAGCUCGACAACUCAUACGCAGGACAAAACCUCAUCGUAUCGAUAUUCAACCACAGGGUAGCUCGCAAUUCUCUGCAUUGUCGCUCCCUCCGAGGGGCGGCGUGGUCCAAGAUGGCGAUAGACGAGAACGACAUGUAUCCGACCGAUGCCCUCGUUUCGAAGCAUGCGCGGAAACAUUAUCGUAUCCCCGUGCGCUCGCAACAUUGGCAGUUACGGUCUCUCGUUAGCGCCGAGAAGCAGGACAUCGUCUAUUUUCCAGGUGGCAAUGGCAGUAACCAUGUCCAACGACUGAACACGACAACCCGAGAAUGCGAAACUAUCAAACUCCUCACAUUUGCGCCUCGGUGCCUCGUCGCCGAGAAAGGAUGGCUAUGUUGUGGGAGUGAGAGUGGCGAUUUCGUGGCAAUUCGACUCGAUGAAGGAAACGAUGAUGGCCAUGGAAUUCUAUCAGAACUCGAUCCAGACACUCGACUUAGCCUAGGACUCGACUCGUCCCGUGAUGACCCUAUACUCUCUCUUCUGAGCCGCGCGAGACGGAAUAACAAAACCCUGAUCGCGAAAAGUAUGAAGUUAGCCAAAGACCGGGUAAACUGCAUUACACUUUGGUUCCCGCCAACAAGCAUGCCAGCACACGAUAGGGCGUAUAAAGAACCAGUGGCGGUAUUGGCUAACAACGACCGCACUGUUACACUAGUGAGCCUUAACGAUUUUGACCAGAAAGAGAAGACAGAGGCAUUGGAUAUCAUCACUUACCCAGACUUCGUGAACCGCGCACUCAUCUCUCCAGACGGCCGACUUCUGAUCGCCAUUCUCGACGACCCAUAUCUGUAUAUCCAUGAGAGAGUCAGCAGCGUUGCAGAAUCUCCAGCGACGAGGUCAAGUGAAGGUCCUAUAUACCAAUGGGAACAGACACAGAGAAUACUUCUCAAGAGCCAAAAGAAAGACGACAGAACAGACAGCCGAGGAAGUUUUGCCGCCUGUUUCUCCGAAUCCGGAGCAUAUCUCGCUGUUGGGACCCAACAUGGCACCAUCUCCAUCUUCAACGCCGCACUUCUCGCAAAUCCUAAUGCCGACCCCCUUAUUACAACUUUCCCGUCUUCACGGCCACACAGUGGCCCUGGUGCUAUUCGAGAUAUGGCCUUCUGCCCCGGACCAUUCGGGAUGCUUGCGUGGACAGAGGACAGAGGCAAUGUUGGAAUUGCUGAUAUGAGGAGCAAUUUUUAUGUUCGUCAAAUUGUAAACAUCGAAGAACCAGUUUUCGAGCACAUCAACAUCCCGGACCGAAACACCAUCGAUCCGCGACUUUUGGAUAGCCGCCGCGAGAGAAGAGAUGCUGCCCUCGGAUCAGGCGCUACAGAGACUGGCAGACGCCGAGACGUAAUCGAUGCCCUUAAUACUCCUCUGACUGCCAACGAGACACUUGUACUUGAGGCUAUGCAGCUUGGUAGGCGUAGUCGUGAAAGAGCUGCUCAAAGAGUGGCGGCGGCGGCGGCGGCGGACGAGAGGCCUACAGGUGGUCCGACUAACUUCUGGGCGGCCAGGUCAGCCCGUCGAACUAUUGGCAACGAUGACAAUGAGCGGCCUAUGGCUCGGAGGAGUAGUAGUAUCGGUCGUGCCAUGGGAGAGCUGCUGGGCAGCAAUUACGGCAGACGUCCAGUGACAAGAACUCCACGUGAAGCCUCCGACACCCCGGAAAUUGGAAGAAGGCCAGAUCGGUUGAUGGAGAGUCUCGGUGAAACAGUGGCCAUGCUUAGGGAACAACGGCAGCGCCAAGAUUCGUCCUAUCUCACCGUGCUUGAGAUUCUUCAGGCACGAGAACGAGAUAACGACCGCGACCCCGACGAUACAACGAUCAUAGUGCCGCUUAUCAAUCAGGUGGUGAAUCGAUGGGAGGAUGACCAUGGCGUCUUCGAAGUCCCGCCUUCGCCAGACAAUACUGCUGGGUUGGCGUGGAGCGAAGAUGGUCGUACACUCUUUGUUGGUGCACAGAAUGGUAUAUACGAGCUCCACGUGGACACCCAGAGCAGGAAGUUCUUCCCGAGCGUUUCGAUGAGGUAAAAGGCCAGAAAUCAAUGAGUGGAUGCGAACCUUUGUGCUGGCGCAGGUGGUUUCUAAUAGCAGCUUCGGGGUGAUAUCUUGAUUUACCAAAAGUGAUGACCAGUAACGACGGUUCCUUAUUAGCAUGGGCACAGGAUACCUUGAGUACAUUCCUACCUCUUCUUGACAUGGCGUUUGCGAUGUUUAAUCUCAGUCACAUUACAUUACCUUUCGCUUCUUACAUGCUCAUAUAUAGCUUAGCUGUUAUCGAUGAUAGCUUGAAUAUAAUCCAACGAAUUCUAGCUACGACUAAACAAAUACUAUGCUUUAAAGUGACUUGCCGGACCCGUAGAGCAAUUCUUGUACCAUCUCGGCGAUUGCCAGUGAGCUCGUCAAGCCAGGACUUUCAAUACCCAACAGAUUUACCCAGCCCUCGUAUCCCUCCUCUUUCCGAAUGAUAAAGUCGUGGAACCCUUUGCCUUUGAGGACAGCGUCUUGACCAGCUAACUUGGGUCGAAUACCAGCAUAGUCUGCCACCAAAGCUGAGGCGUCAAUGCCUGGAAGAUAACGCUGGAUCUCCUUAAUAGCCUGCGGCAAUCGUGCUGCGUUGACAGCUAAAUCAUUGGGAUCGUCAAUCCAUUCCACAUCAGGACCGAAACGUAGACGUCCCGCAAGAUCAAGCGUCAAAUGGGUGCCUAGACCUGCAAUGCCAGGCUCAGGAACGGGAUAUAUGAGACGCGAGAUCUUGGGCUGAGAGGCAGAAUACGAGAAAUAGUUGCCCUUGGCAUAGUACAGCUCCUGUCGCUUUUCAGGUGGGACAAUCAUGUUGUGAAUAACCGCAGCUCCCAGACCAGCAGCGUUGAUGAGCGUCUCACCCGUGAUACUCGACGUCUCACCCGUGGCAGCAUCUUUAACAUCAAUCUCCCAACCUUCACUACCGGGUCUAGAUCCGAGAGGUUUGAUGUUCACGACGGGUGAGUUGAGCGCCGCAACACCACCAGCAUCCUCAAAUAGACCUUGGAGACACAACAUUAAGCCGUGCGAGUCGACGAUACCCGUUGUCGGACUCUCAAGCGCACAAGCAGCAUUGACGCCUUCACCGUCUCUCUUGACCUCUUCACCGCUCACCCAUCGCGUUGGGACACCGAGAUCGUUCUCACACAGGGUGCGAAUCUUCUCAAGAGUUUCACGCUGUGCUUUGUUUUGAGCGACGAUCCAUUUGCCCGUGCGGCGAUGGCCUAUAUCGUGCUUCUCGCAAAGCUCGUAGAGCAGAUUCUUACCACGGAUGCAGAGCUUUGCUUUCAAGCUUGAUGGUCCGUAGUAAAUACCUGCGUGUAUAACUUCACUGUUACGCGAGCUUGUCUCUGUGCCAAUGGCAUUAUGGCGCUCAAUGAGAACAGUUGAGGUAUCAUCUCUUUGUGCAAGUUGACGGGCCACGGCAAGCCCAACGACACCGCCACCAAUUAC